UCUCUUCCAUCCCCCUCUUCCGUUGGUCUCCAUCCUCUAGCUCGCUCUCUUCUCGAUUUGGUAUCCAACUCUCCGUUGCACCUCCCAAAACUUGAGAGAUUUGCUUCUUCCUCCUCUACACAGAAGUUGAUCUGGAUCCGUAGGAGAAGUUUCAGACUUGUUCGCCUCUUUUGCUUCAAAAACAAUGGUGGUGUCACAGCGUAGCAAUAGAUUCUUCAAGUUUAAAGAUCCACGAGGCACUACAGCAGAAAGCACACACGCUCUCCAAUCUUAGUCUCCUUGCGAUCGACUGCCUACGUCCCAGAUUACCCACAUAGCAGGGCAAAAGGAGUCCCCCACAUCACGAAUAGGAGGCACCCACGCCCUCCAUCACCACAAUAACUACAUAGCGCGCACACAAAAAGUUGCACAUCGAAUUCCUACAAGAUAGAGCCAAGACGAAAAGGAGACUGACCUUGUCCAUCCAAAACUCUUGGUGUCGAUCAACCAAUAGUAAUUACCACCAAUAACUUGUGGUUUAUUUUCAACACCAAUGGUUGGAAGGUACCGUCACGACUUCUCACGUGCAUUCGGCGGUGACAUGAAUAUGGCCUGGAUCAUGCUGCGAAUCGACUACUCGAGGCUCUUCUGGCAGCUCUUCGGCGUAUUCUCCUACGAGAACCAUGAAGGAAAGCCUCGGAUCUAGCAGUCCCUCAACCUCGUCCUUCAGGGCUCUCCAUACUUCUUCCAGCUGAGAUUGCAGUCGAUCCAUCCCAGCGUUCUUUCUUUUCUCAUCAUCAUCAUCAUCAUCAUCAUCUUCUUCUUCUUGUUUGUUAAUGAGGCCGCCGGUCAUGCCUGAGAAAGGGCGUGCGGAGCGGAUUGCCGUGGGGAACGGGUUCGUAGAGACCGAUCCGACUGGUCGCUAUGGUCGUUUUCCAGAAAAAGAAAAACGAGUCUUCGAAAUCAAAAUCUGAAAACCCUCAUGUCUCUUAUAUAUACAUGCAUUGCAGUUUGAUCUAGUGCUCGGAAGAGGUGCUGUGAAAAUAGUCUACAGGGCAUUUGAUGAGCUAAAUGGUACGGAGGUGGCAUGGAACCAAGCUAAGCUCAGCGAGGUGAUACGGUCACCUGAGGCACUGCAGCGCCUGUACUCGGAGGUCCACCUCCUCAGCUCCCUCUGCCAUGAAUCCAUCAUCAAAUUCCAUGCUUCGUGGAUUGAUGCAGCAAAUAGGACUUUCAACUUCAUCACCGAGAUGUUCACAUCUGGCACGCUCCGAGAAAAUGGAUUUAGGUACCGACAAAGAUAUCCACGAGUCCAUAUCAGGACUGUCAAAACCUGGGCCCGGCAGAUACUUCAGGGGAUCCUCUACUUGCACAGUCAUGAUCCGCCGGUGAUACACAGAGACCUCAAGUGUGACAACAUUUUUGUCAAUGGCCACCUCGGGCAACUCAAGAUUGGUGAUCUCGGCCUGGCUGCCAUGCUCCGGGAAGCCCACUGCGCGCACAGUGUCAUAGGAACGCCCGAGUUCAUGGCGCCGGAAGUCUACGAAGAAGAAUACAACGAGCUUGUUGAUAUAUACUCCUUCGGCAUGUGCGUGCUGGAGAUGCUGACCUCUGAAUACCCCUAUAGCGAGUGCUCCAAUCCAGCUCAGAUUUAUAAGAAAGUUACCUCAGGGAAAUUGCCUGAUGCUUUCCAUCGCAUCCGAGACCCUCAAGCAAAGCGUUUCAUCGGGAGGUGCCUAGAAACGGUCUCCAAGAGAUCAUCGGCUAAGGAGCUCCUUCACGAUCCCUUUCUAGCGUUUGAAGAUCGUCCUACUACUUCGCCAAGCUUAAAGAGUCCAUCUCAUGAGGUUAAGAACAUCGUACAUGGAGAUUAUGAUCCCUCACAGGCGACAGAUGGCCCCGGAGCCACCAGUCCUGUUGCGAAGCGUACUGACAUGACGAUUACCGGCAAGAUGAAUCCUGAGGACGAUACUAUCUUCCUCAAAGUGCAGAUUUCUGAUCGAGAAGGUAAGAUGAGCAACAUAUAUUUUCCUUUCGACAUCGUUGGCGACACAUCAAUAGAUGUGGCCAAUGAGAUGGUAAAAGAGCUGGACUUAACAGAUCGAGAAGCAUCAGAGAUAGCAGAGAUGAUAGCCCAGGAGAUAUCAAGGUUGGUGCCUGGUUGGAGGGAAGGUGCUCCCGAGGACUGUCAUCAUGUAUACAACUAUGUGGAAGAUGACCAGGACGGAAGCAACCAUCCUUUCUACUGCCUCUCCUCCCCUUCGUCCUCCCAAGGGUCAGAAUUUGGGGGAAGCUCUUCUCAGGGGAUCUUCUGCCAGCAGCACAAUCCUCGCCAAGUAGACUGGCUUGGAGAUAGCCUGUUCCAAGAUGAUGACGACAAGAGCUCUGUUCAUUCGAGUAAAUAUUCUGCUGUGAACUACACCUCAGGUGGUGAGCUAGAAAGCGAUGGCAGCUUCCACCGAAAGGAACCGAUGCCGCUGGUACCCAGCAGUAGCCGCUGCAAAUGGACAAGGUUUUGUCCCGAGGACAGCUCCGCCGAGGAUGACUACAUAAGCCAUAAACUCCACGAGAAGUGCAACAUUUUGACAGAGGCCUCGCACGUUGGUGGAGGCAAGAGGCGUGUCGACAGCCGGCGGUUAAUGAGGAACCAGUCGAUGAUGGACGUGCGAAGCCAGCUGCUGCACAAAGCUCUGGUGGAGGAGCUAAACAAGCGCAUGUUUAAGACGGUUGGUGCGGUCGAGAACAUAGGGUUCCAAGUGCCAUAUGAUGGCCUCCGAGGAGUCUCUCGAGGAGACUAUCGGAAGAAAAAGUAUGGGCCUGAGCGGCAAAGAUGUUGAAGGCUCUUCCCAGGGAAACCUCUCAGCCAUGUUUCUGAUGCUAAUAUAUAAUAUGCAUGUGACCUGGAGUUGUUGACCACGUGUGUAAAAUUGUGAAUAUUUGUCAUCCUACGUGUGUGCGCGCGUUAUGUGACUAGCUAUCUUGGUAGAAUGCCUAUGGCCAGAUGGGCUACAGCUUUUUGAUCGA
Messenger RNA from Musa acuminata AAA Group (dessert banana), 3003 nucleotides. RefSeq names its product probable serine/threonine-protein kinase WNK4. Bases 1230 to 2816 code for a protein of 528 amino acids. Gene Ontology annotation, molecular function: protein serine/threonine kinase activity; ATP binding. The transcript is spliced from 8 exons. The record is from RefSeq and is a predicted model, not a curated record. Gene Ontology annotation, cellular component: cytoplasm. NCBI's taxonomy places the organism in Eukaryota, Viridiplantae, Streptophyta, Magnoliopsida, Zingiberales, Musaceae. Gene Ontology annotation, biological process: protein phosphorylation; intracellular signal transduction.